AAAGGAUUAGAUCAUUAACAUCAGCAGCAAGCCAAGUGGAGACUGCAUUGUCAAAACAGCAACAGGUCUUUAAGGCUUUAACCUUCAUCUAGACUUAGAGCAUCUAAUGUGCCCAGAAAGUUAUAGUUUCUAAAUUAUGAUGCUGAGCAGGGAUCCCCUGACGUUUUUGAGACUGUGAGACAAGUGUUUGCUGGACUUUGCUGUGUUCCUUGGUCAUUGCCUUCACACUCGGAAAGCCACCAAGUGUAGGAUGAAUCUACGGUCGGGCAAAGCCACGUCAGAGGAAUGUUUGACCCCUCGGACUCUACACUGCUCCGAGGGUCAAGAAGGAUCUCUUGCAAUGUCGCUGGGAAGAGAAUGUGAUGCCUCUUCACGGAGUCUGUGCUCUGUGAGGAAAAUGACGCACAAAACUCCCAAAAAGAUUUCACAAGGUGUGACAUUUGGUCCAGUUCUUUCAGAAGAUGGUGGUGAUGACUCUAAUUCAUUUACAACCACACCCAGAGCCACACGAUUACCAGAUAAACACUGGCAGAACACUGAGCUGAACAGAGGAUUCAAAUAUGUGCCUAAGGCAACAAAAUUAAAUAUUUGGGUGCAGUUUCAAGAUGAGCAUCAGGGGAUUGUAACCAGAGGAAACACCAAGGGCAACCGAGCUCACUCUGUCUUUCCAAACUCCCCUCUGGAGUCUCGUGCAGAUUUGGAGGCCAGCAGAUGUUCAGAUGGAGACUUGGAGCCUGUGGAGAAGACUUUCUCCAUGAAUUUUGCAGUGGAGUCUUCCUGUCUUAAUGAUCAAAGAGAAGACUUAAAUAAAUACAAGUUCAUUAAAAAGCUCCAAAGUUCAACGAAAAUGAUAUUGCAAAAAUCCAUUCUUCCUCUGAAAACACGCAGCGUGCCUGAUUAUUCCCUUGUCCUUGGCUUGGACGAGACCCUUGUCCAUUGCCAGUUGACAGACAUGGAGGGGACAGAAUUCGUAUUCCCUGUCUGCUUUCAGGAUAAAAGUUACCAGGUCUAUGUGAAGUUGAGGCCCUACUGCAGGGAGUUCCUUGAAAAUCUGAGCCAGUUCUAUGAGAUCAUUCUCUUCACGACUGCUACAAAGGAUUAUGUUGACAAACUGCUUGAUAUAUUGGACCCACGCAGACGGCUGAUCAGGCAUCGACUGUAUCGGAAACAUUGCGUCUGUGUGCAAGGGAACUACAUCAGGGAACUAACCACCCUCGGCAGGGAUCUGGCAAAGACAGUUUUUGUAGACACUUCAGCAGAGACUUUCUCUUGUCAGGUUUCAAAUGGAAUCCAAAUCAAAAGCUGGCUGAAAGAUCCAAAAGAUCAGGAGCUACGGAAACUCAUCCCAUUCUUGCAGAAACUAGCAGAACUGCCCCAUCAUUCUGGGCACCGAAGUGCAACUCAGCUACCUUUUUCGACUGACCAAAACGUAAGCUGUUGUCAAUAGCUGCGACAGAUUUGGAUGUGUCUCUUGGACUUUUGUAUAUAACCUCAAGAUUGUCUCUGUCUGUCUGUCUACCACAACCAGAACAAAAGACCCCACUUUUUCUGUUUGUAGGAUGAUGUACAGCCUGUGAUUCAAAGGACCUAUAGAUGGGACAGUCUGUGAAUAGAUGCCCAAAGUUGCUCCGAGGAGCCAGGAUUGAAGGGGGAAGUUUUUUUUUCAAUAAACUGCCCCUCCCUCCUCUCUACACCAUUCCCCAUCAUAUUUUUUUGUUUUGAAAUCAAGCAAUUUAUUUGUUGUUUAACCAUCCAAUGUUACAACUGUACUCCAUACACCUAAACUGCUUAGCUUCAUGACUGGAGUUCUGAUCAUGUCUUUUCCU
Messenger RNA from Rhincodon typus (whale shark), 1826 nucleotides. RefSeq names its product CTD small phosphatase-like protein 2-B. The record is from RefSeq and is a predicted model, not a curated record. Bases 251 to 1447 code for a protein of 398 amino acids. NCBI's taxonomy places the organism in Eukaryota, Metazoa, Chordata, Chondrichthyes, Orectolobiformes, Rhincodontidae. Gene Ontology annotation, molecular function: phosphoprotein phosphatase activity. The transcript has 12 exons.